Messenger RNA from Pimephales promelas (fathead minnow), 1143 nucleotides. Its product is annotated as rho-related GTP-binding protein RhoB. Gene Ontology annotation, molecular function: GTPase activity; GTP binding. Gene Ontology annotation, biological process: small GTPase-mediated signal transduction. The record is from RefSeq and is a predicted model, not a curated record. Lineage: Eukaryota; Metazoa; Chordata; Actinopteri; Cypriniformes; Leuciscidae.
GACUCAUGUGGAAAGAGACUGAGUCAGAGUCAUUCCCUCACACUGAUUGGACUGCUAUAUUAGGAACUCACAUAGGCUUAUAAAGUCUUGGCACAUCAUGUUUAAUGUUGUUCAGAAACCCUGCUGCUCGCACAGUUAUUCCGCAACUUUCAGUUCGUGUUACUCUUUAUGGCGAACAUUCGUAAAAAGCUGGUGGUGGUUGGGGACGGGGCAUGUGGAAAGACUUGCCUUUUAAUCGUUUUCAGCAAAGAUGAAUUUCCAGAGGUUUAUGUGCCCACCGUUUUUGAAAACUACGUCGCGGACAUUGAAGUGGACACUAAACGAGUCCAGCUGGCUUUAUGGGACACGGCGGGACAGGAGGAUUACGACCGCCUCAGACCCCUGUCCUAUCCGGACACUGAUGUCAUCCUCAUGUGCUUCUCGGUGGACAGCCCGGACUCUCUAGAAAACAUCCCAGAAAAGUGGGUGCCAGAGGUGAAACAUUUCUGUCCAAACGUGCCUAUCAUUUUGGUGGCGAAUAAGAAAGAUUUGCGAAGCGAUCACGGUGUAAGAAGUGAGCUGUCGAGGACGAAACAGGAGCCCGUGAGAACAGAGGACGGGCACGCAAUGGCGGCUCGCAUCGGGGCCUGUGCCUACAUGGAGUGCUCUGCCAAAACCAAGGAAGGGGUUCGGGAAGUGUUUGAGACCGCUACUCGAGCCUCCUUACAGAGGAGGACAAGACCACCCACCGGCUGCUUGAACUGUUGCAAACUGAUGUGAAAGACUUUAAAUGCGUUAAGUUACAGAAAACACUGUUGUGUCUAAAGGGUCCAUUUUUCAAAGCAAGUAACGUGUACAGUACAAUGAUCCACUGAAAAUAAAAAAAUCAAGAGGCUACUGACCGUCUUUGAGAUGUUGCUGAUUGAUGGAAUGAGGAGUUUAAGUUUGUAGACUUUGCACAGGUUUGUUUUUGUAAGCAUGCGCACUAAAUGGCAUUUGCUUUUAGAACAUGCCUCACAAAACCUUGUUUAUUAUUGUUUUCUAAAGUUAUCCCAUCAAAGCAAAAGGAUUAUUGGAUCAAAUUAUGUAUCAUAAUUUGGAACAUCUCUUAAAAGGAUCGAAUACUUUUAUAAAAAAAAAAAUCCCUGUUAAUAAGCCUACCUG